Molecule: messenger RNA, 1580 nt
Organism: Nomascus leucogenys (northern white-cheeked gibbon)
Lineage: Eukaryota; Metazoa; Chordata; Mammalia; Primates; Hylobatidae
Gene: SH2D1A
Product: SH2 domain containing 1A
Biological process (GO): cellular defense response; cell-cell signaling
Cellular component (GO): cytoplasm
Source: RefSeq, a predicted model, not a curated record
GAGUCAGGUGGUUGACUUGUGCCUGGCUGCAGUAGCAGCGGCAUCUCCCUUGCACAGUUCUCCUCCUCGGCCCGCCCAAGAGUCCACCAGGCCAUGGACGCAGUGGCUGUGUAUCAUGGCAAAAUCAGCAGGGAAACCGGCGAGAAGCUCCUGCUUGCCACUGGGCUGGAUGGCAGCUAUUUGCUGAGGGACAGCGAGAGUGUGCCAGGCGUGUACUGCCUAUGUGUGCUGUAUCACGGUUACAUUUAUACAUACCGAGUGUCCCAGACAGAAACAGGUUCUUGGAGUGCUGAGACAGCACCUGGGGUACAUAAAAGAUAUUUCCGGAAAAUAAAAAAUCUCAUUUCAGCAUUUCAGAAGCCAGAUCAAGGCAUUGUAAUACCUCUGCAGUAUCCAGUUGAGAAGAAGUCCUCAGCUAGAAGUACACAAGGUACUACAGGGAUAAGAGAAGAUCCUGAUGUCUGCCUGAAAGCCCCAUGAAGAAAAAUAAAACACCUUGUACUUUAUUUUCUAUAAUUUAAAUAUAUGCUAAGUCUUAUAUAUUGUAGAUAAUACAGUUCGGUGAGCUACAAAUGCAUUUCUAAAGCCAUUGUCGUCCUGUAAUGGAAGCAUCUAGCAUGAUGUCAAAGCUGAAAUGGACUUUUGUACAUAGUGAGGAGCUUUGAAAUGAGGAUUGGGAAAAAGUAAUUCCAUAGGUUAUUUUCAGUUAUUAUAUUUACAAAUGGGAAACAAUUUAAAGGAUAAUGAAUACUUUAUAAAGGAUUAAUGUCAAUUCUUGCCAAAUAUAAAUAAAAAUAAUCCUGUUUUUGUGAAAAGCUCCAUUUUUAGUGAAAUAUUGUUUUAUAGCUACUAAUUUUAAAAUGUCUUGCUUGAUUGUAUGAUGGGAAGUUGGCUGGUGUCCCUUGUCUUUGCCAAGUUCUCCACUAGCUAUGGUGUCAUAGGCUCUUUUGGGAUUUUUGAAGCUGUAUACUGUGUGCUAAAACAAGCACUAGACAAAGAGUGAAGGAUUUAUGUUUAAUUCUGAAAGCAUCCUUCUUGCCUAGUGUUCUGAUGUUGGACAGUAAAAUCCACAGACCAACCUGGAGUUGAAAAUCUUACAAUUUAAAAUAUGCUGUAAACAUGUUUAUUGUAUUCGAUGCUACAGGAUUUGAAAUUGUAUUACAAAUCCAAUGAAAUGAGUUUUUCUUUUCAUUUACCUCUGCCCCAGUUGUUUCUACUACAUGGAAGACCUCGUUUUGAAGGGAAACUUCAGCAGCUGCAGCUCAUGAAUAACUGAUUUGUAACCAGCCUCCUUUUAAAGUAACCCUACAAAACCACUGGAAAGUUUAUGGUUAUAUUAUUUUUAAAAAAAAUUCCAAGUGAUUGAAACCUACAUGAGAGUCAGAAUUUUAUGCGGCAUUUUCUUCUCACAUUUAUAUUUUUGUGAUUUUUGUGAUUGAUUAUAUGUCACUUUGCUACACGGCUCACAGAAUUCAUUCACUCAACAAACAUAAUAGGGCACUGAGGGCAUAGCAGUAAAAACACCUGGUCCCCGCUCUCAGUUCACUGUCUUGUUGGACGAGAAAACAAUAAUGAUAAAA